Messenger RNA from Acaulospora colombiana, 552 nucleotides. NCBI's taxonomy places the organism in Eukaryota, Fungi, Glomeromycota, Glomeromycetes, Diversisporales, Acaulosporaceae. The record is from the annotation of a GenBank genome assembly.
UCAAAGAAGGAUCAAGCUGAAGAGAUUGAAUCCAUGCAAAAUGACCGCUCGCUGUACAAGCUCAUUCAUACCAAACUCUUGUCCGCAUCAUUAGACGGCCCUUCUGAGGGAGAUGGAGCUAAACGGAAAAAGUCACUAGAAGGAAGAGUACUCGAGUUGAGCAAAAAUGCCAAACUAGGGAAAGGAGAGACCGAUGUACGGCGAGCCGAACAUAACAAGGCGCCCAGGCAUAUUCGAGAAGGCAUCGUCGCAAAACAAAAGGAAAAGCGGGAAAAGCAGCUCCAGGAGGUUCGUUAUGCGAGUAACACUUGUGAUUGUUCUCUGAUCCCGUGCCAGGCUAAAGAUUUAGGCAACUAUCACCCAACGAUCAAGCGGUUGCUAUCGGAUCCAGACAAGGUAUCAAGACCCAAGAAACGGGAGAGAGGGUUGGGAAUGGGGAUUGGCUCGUUCCGAGGAGGUGUCCUGACUCUCGGAAAGCAAGACAUCCAAAGGGGACAGGGUACCCCUUCAUUCAAGUCAAAAGGUGGAGGUAAACGUUCUUCUCGACGAUAA